Molecule: messenger RNA, 5758 nt
Organism: Gigantopelta aegis
Lineage: Eukaryota; Metazoa; Mollusca; Gastropoda; Neomphalida; Peltospiridae
Product: conserved oligomeric Golgi complex subunit 4-like
Exons: 22
Coding region: 1-2295 (764 amino acids)
Source: RefSeq, a predicted model, not a curated record
AUGGAUGUCAAAAUGGCGACGUCCAGAGGCGAUGACACGUCUGCUACACCAAUGGAUUCCAUUGAAAACCUAACAGAUGUUGAUGAUAUUCAGAAAGCAUUAGAUGAUCUGUGUACAAAAGAGUUUGUAAUAGAUGAAGAGCUCAAGGACUUGCUAGACCACCAGAACAUGCUGGAAACCAAGAUGUCUGGGCUGCAUAAAGCUCUACCGAACCUACAGAUCCUAAAAACAGAUUCUCGUCAGCUGAGUAGUAUGAUUUCGUUCACAUCAACGCUGGCUGAGAACGUCAGCAGCAAAGUGCGGAAACUGGACGUAGCCAAGAGUCGUGUCACAGAGUGUAUUCAGAGAGUAGAGGAUAUUCUUGAUCUCAAGUUCAGUACGGAUGGAGUUCAAACAGCGCUACAGAAUGAAGACUACGAACAGGCAGCCGCUCACAUUCAUCGUUACAGAAACCUGGAUGAGCAUGUCAUCCGCAUGAGUGCAGAUGCUGAUGAAGGUAGUACACUGGACACGUCAUUUCGGUUACUGCAUGAAGCGGAAGAGAAGCUCAAGUCGAUUGUGACGACUAAGUUUGAUGCGGCUGUGCAUGCCGCGGAUGUCGCAUCUGUCGAGAGAUUCUUCAAAAUUUUCCCGCUUCUUGGUCAACACGACGAGGGGCUGACGAAAUUCGGAAAAUAUCUCUCUGCUCAGUUAUCCGAAACGGCUGACAAAAACUUGAAGUUAGCUCUGAAUUCUGACCCGGAUGACAAGAGAGCCAAUGUUUUAUUUGCUGACACUAUCACCCUGCUGUUUGAGGGCAUCGCUCGAGUGGUGGAGAUACACCAGCCACUCGUAGAAACAUAUUAUGGUCCCGGUAAAUUAAUAAUCAUCAUGAGGUUACUACAAAAAGAAUGUGACAGACAGUCAAGGAAGAUCAUCGAACAUUUCAAGAGACAGAGAGAGUAUGACAGAAUGAGUCAGCGAGUCCAUCAGAGUCUGAUGAUUUUAAAACAGACGUCAGCUGACAAGUUGGAUCCGAGAGAAUUGGACGUACUACUUUCUGAAGUGGUUUUAAUAAACGCAAGAUCAGAAUUGUAUUUCAGAUUUUUUCGCAGACGCAGUGUGUCCGAUCUUGAAAUUGGCCAGCAAGAUGCUAACAAAUUAGCAGAGGAAACAACCAAUAUUGAAGAAUUUUUGAACAAUUGUGAUUUAAGUCGACUCAUGCAAGAGUUGGUUGGUAGCUACAUUAUGAUGGAGGAAUAUUUCAUGAGAGAGAUGGUGCUUAAGGCUGUGCAUGUAGACAGUGUGGAGGAGGGAUCUCAGACGUCUAGCAUGGUGGACGACGCGUUCUUCAUCGUCAAGAAAAGUGUCAGGCGUGCAAUAUCCAGUUCAAGUGUUGAUGGAGUCUGUGCUAUGUUGAAUCAUGUAUCUUCAAUUCUCGAGCAAGAUUUUCGGGAAGUUCUCUUUGCCAAGCUUCGGUCCGGUUUUCCAUCUGGUUUUGAUCUCCAGCAUGCUUACAACUUGGUACAGUCGAGUUUCCAGCAUGGAAAACUGCAAAGUUCUGAUACAGAGAAAGAAAAAGCACAAAACUCAUUUUUGGUGGCUUUGAACAAUGCUGAUACCAGCUGCGACUACUGCAAGGCACUGAAAAUGAACUUGGAGAUGGAACUAACCAAACUUCAUCCGCAGUGCACUGAACAAGCCAAAGCUAAGCUGGAGAGUUGUCUCACUGAUCUGGGUGCGGUGUCAGUGAAGUUUAAGGAGGUGGUGGAGUUCGGAUUCUCUCAGCUGUCAAGCAGCGUGGUGAAACCUCGCAUACGGCCGCUCAUUGACACAUUCCUAGCAACCAACCACAACCUAACAGAGGAGGAUUUUUCGAAUUUUGAGGCUAAUGACCCCUGGGUCCAGAAUUUCAUAGUGAAUCUCGAUACAAUGUUUACUUCAUUCAAGGACUCCUUAACCCCUUCUAACUACGACAACUUUGUGACGGUCAUGACUAGUGAGAUUGCGGUACAGCUUGAAAAAGCCAUUACAAAGUCGGCCUUCAACAGACUCGGAGGACUGCAGUUUGACAAAGAGUUACGAUCUCUUGUUGGUUAUCUGAGUUCCGUCACAACGUGGACUAUACGAGACAAGUUUGCUAGAGUUACACAAAUGGCGACAGUACUCAACUUAGAAAAGGUCUCUGAAAUCCUCGAUUACUGGGGCCAAAAUUCCGGACCCCUCACGUGGAGACUGACUCCUACAGAAGUUAGACAGAUACUAGCUCUCAGAGUAGAUUUUCGAAGUGAAGAUAUCAAGAGGUUAAAAUUGUGAUGCCAGUCUUUCAUUAAGAACUGUUUGUGUCAUUUUCAUCAUUAUGAUGUCCUCUUAAAUAUCAUGAUAUCCUCUUAACCAUUAUGUCAUCUUAACCAUUAUGAUGUCAUCUUAAUGAUUAUGAUGUCAUCUUAACCCAUAUGAUGUCAUUCUUAAUAUUACUAUGUCAUCCUGACUGUUAGGAUAUUCUUUUCACCAUUAUGAUGUUAACUUAACUAUUAUGGUGUCAUCUUUAAUAUUAUUGUGUCAUCUUGACAGUUAGUUACCAUCUUUACAAUUACGAUGUCAUCUUAACCAUUAUGAUGUCAUCUGUAAUAUUGUGGUGUCAUCUUAACAAUUGUGAUGUCAUCUUUAACAACUGUGAUGUCAUCUUAACAAUUGUGAUGUCAUCUUAACCAUGGUGAUAUCAUCUUUAAUAUUAUGAUGUCAUCUUGAUUGUUACAAUAUUCUUUUCACCAUUAUGAUGUUAUCUUAACUAUUAUGAUAUCAUCUUUAAUAUUGUUGUGUCAUCUUGAUUGUGAUGAUGUCAUCUUCACCAUUAUGAUGUCAUCUUAAUCAUUAUUAUGUCACAUGAUUCCACCAAAGUCUUUCAGACAAACCUCAUAAUUCCACUAUUUGAAUAUGGCAGCUGCUGAAUUUGUUCUUUGCAUAUUUGAUCUGACAUAAACAAGACUAACCCUUUGUUCUUGAAUAUUGCCCUUUCAUGUGUCAUAACAUUGAGUAUUACUUUGUUAUGAAUGUUGGUGGAAAACAAUUGAGGUAGGGAAGAAAAUACUACUACUACAUGUAUAAGUCUAUAGAACUCUUGGAUAUUCUAAAACUGGCUGCACAUCAGGUUUAUGGGAAAGCGAUUUUAAGUUGGGGGGGUUGUGAACUAUCUAGGUGAGUCAAAAUAUUUAUCUUCAGAUGCCCACAGCACAAUUUUCUAGCAUCUGGAACACAAAAUAUGUUCUUGAAUUGUGUGUGAGGGCAGGACACCAUACUGGGGAUUCAAACCAUGGACCUUCUGCAUGAGAGUAUUCUACCAACUAAGCCAGUGUUUCAAAGACAUUUUUGGGUAUGGCGCUAUGAAAAUGAAUAUUUACAAUUUGUGUGCUGAAUGCAACUAUACUUGAUAGGGGGUAUGGGGGAGCCUCCCCCAGAAAGAAAAUGGUUUUGGUUAAGAAAAUCAUACAGUAAUGAUAAAGAAUCAUUAAUUUGGUCAAAAGGUCAACUUAAAAAAAUAAAAUCUACAAAAAAAAAAUGUGGGUAUGGCGCCAUACCCAUUUAACCCUCUGGCCGAAACCCUGUUCAAGCUAAUAGGGGAAUUCUCACUAGCUGCUGCCAGUAAGAGCAUUGUAUACCAACACCACUACAUUGACAGGCUCCUAGGAAUAACAUCUGCAUAAUCUCAAAUUUAAAUUAAAAUCUAUCAUGAUUCAUUGCAUGUUAAUAUUUUUUUUAUUCAUAGUAUUCUCUAACUUUAAAGCUUAAAAGAACAUAUUUUAUGAUAUAUGCUAAACACAUAUGUAAUACGAUAAACAGAAUUUAUAUAAUUGUAAGAUCUUACUUUAAAAGGUGUGUUAAUAAGAUGUAACUUACUUGACUUAUGUAUUGUUUUGUUUGUUGUAAUUUGUUAAGAAUGACAAAGUUACUGCAUCUAACUGAAUAUAUUGAUGGAUUCUGCUAAUAUUCAUAAAUGUAUCAUUAUGACUGAUAAGUAAACAGAUUACUUAUUGUAUGAUUUGAUAUUCAAAUCAAAUUACAUGUAGAAUAGAAUAGAUGUUUAAUGACACCCCAGCAUGAAAAUACAUGUAAGUAGUAAUGUGAUUUAAAAACAAAUGUGUUUUUUUGUUUUCAAAAAUUUCUAUAGAUAAUGAGUUGGGCUUUUAAUGUAAAACUAUCAUGACUAUGUUUAAUUUGAACAACAAAACUAAUACAUGAUUAGUGCUGUAUCUCUGCACUGUGCAGAUUCAAAUGGACAUUUGGUAAAACUGGAUGAUUCCAUGAAUAUCUAUCUAGUGCCUCUUCUGUAGGAGGACAGCCACUUCCAAGGAGAUACUUUACUGGAGAUUUCAUCCCUCUUGCACUUGGAAGAAACACAUAUCUUUAAUCACAUAAAAAAAAAAAAUAUAUAUAUAUAUAUAUAUACUUGUUGCUUUAAAUGUCCUGUGGAAAUAGAUGAAUGCAUGCUGAUUGAUGAAUGAAUGGGCUGUUGAAUAGAUGAAUGAAUUAAGUGGCAAGGAAGCCAAGGAUCAAAUGAAAUACAGACCUACUCAACCUUCUUACAUUUAGUCUUUGCUACAACUGAUAAUAUCUGUUAUAAAUAGUUAUAAUCCAUAUGCUUGAUAAUUAGAGGAGUGCUGAAACACACUUGUGUUGUGUGUUUAGUGCAGGUCCCCUCUCCAUGCCUAGUUUUACUGAUGACUUUAAUUUAUAAGAGUAUGGUAGUGAGGUGGCUCUUAAAACUGUUGGCAGCUUGAGAAGAUGUUUAGCACUGGUAAUAUGCUGCAUUACACUCAAACUCUGGGUUUAAUUUCUUUCAUGUUACAGGUACUUGUAGGUUAAUGCUGUACAUUUCCUCUGCUAUAGCUUUUUUUUCUUCUCUUUUUUUUUUGUAGUUUUUUAAAAAUCUGUCUUUGCCAUUUACAACUUUCAUUUCAAAAAUGGAGUCAUGAUGUUCCUGAAAAAAAAAAUUACAAAAAAAUUAAUCAUGAUUUAAUUAUUUAUAUUUUUAAAAAUAAUAAUAUAAAUAAUAAUUUAAAAAAAAAACCCCACACAUGAAAAAAACAAAUCCAAACGAAAAAAACAAAUUAAAAAAAGAAAGAAAAACACUCAAAGGAAAAGAAAUCCUGUGACUAGAAAUAUUUUACAUUUAUGCAACCCCAGCAAUUAUGAAAGUAUCCACGACAAAAAAACCCCAACAACAUGCCAUUGAAAAAACCCUGAAUAUAGUCCAAGGCAAAAAAGUGCGUUGAGAAUUAAAAACUCCACGGCAAACUCCACGGCAUUGCCGAUUGCCGUGGGCAGUUGCAGGAGUUGUGUAGGGUACCCUUGUAUAUCAAUUCCAUUAAAUGUUUUUUUUAAAGGGAUGUCUCAAAAGGUUUUAUUUCAUUUAGUGCUAGCAUAAGGUUGCUAUUACUGAAAUACAAGCUUUUAUUCAUGUAUACAGAUUGUAGAUUAAGAUAUGUGCAUUCAUUAAAAUAUGCAAUAAUUAAGGUCAUGUACAUGUACAUUUAUUAUUUAUUUCCAACAUAGCUCAUGUUUGUAAAUAGCUGUUCAUAUCAAUGUUUUCUUAUUGGUCCAGUGUACAUAAGUUGUGUAAAAUUACGCACCCGUGGCUGCAUAUAUGGUAUUUUUAAAACUGUGAUAUUUCCCUUGUAUGUUGGUUAAAUACAUAAAUAAAUAUGUAUUAUAUGCAAAAUAUGAUUGCAUAAGUGGAAAAUAAAUAAAUCUGUGGGUAAUAAAUUGUUUUUACUAUAAA